UGUAACUUAGAGGGUACAGUAAUUGAGUUAUCGUCAAAAAUGGCCACUUUUUGCGCAGUAUUUGUUGUACUUUGUGCUCUUGUUGCAGUCAACGGCGACCAGAAAUUGCAUCCAUUGUCCGACGAAUUUAUUGAUUUAAUCAAUUCCAAGCAAAACUUCUGGAGAGCCGGCAGAAACUUCCCGGAGAAUACGCCAAUUUCACACCUGAAGAAUUUGCUCGGUGCCUUGGAAGAUAAACAUUUCCAUAAUUUAGAAAAAGUGGACCAUCUCGACGAUAUAGCGACUCGUAGUAGUCUCCCAGAGAGCUUUGACCCGAGGGACAAAUGGCCGAACUGUCCUUCCUUGAAUGAAAUAAGAGAUCAAGGCUCAUGCGGCAGUUGCUGGGCGUUCGGUGCUGUGGAAGCGAUGACCGACAGGUACUGUACAUAUUCUGAUGGCAAACAACAUUUCCAUUUCUCUGCUCAGGAUCUUUUAACUUGUUGUGACGAUUGCGGCUCUGGCUGUAACGGGGGUUACCCUGUAGCAGCUUGGAAUUAUUGGCAGAAUUAUGGUAUAGUGUCUGGAGGGAAUUAUAACUCGAGUGAAGGGUGCAAACCAUACACGAUACCGUCCUGUGAGCAUCAUGUAGAUGGGCCACUGCCGCCGUGCGGUAAAAUUCCUUCUACUCCAUCUUGUGUUCAUACUUGUGAGUCUGGUUACAAUACAGAUUAUGAAAAAGACAAGCGUCGAGGUAAAGAAGUUUACAGUGUAGAUUCUAAUGAGGAGAGUAUAAAAGCUGAACUGUUCAAAAAUGGGCCUGUAGAGGUGGCCUUCGUGGUUUAUGAAGACUUUUUUAAUUACAAAGAAGGAGUUUAUGUACAUACAGGUGCACCAUACGCUGGCCGUCAUGCUGUCAAGAUGUUGGGCUGGGGAGUAGAAAAUGGCGUUAAGUACUGGCUUGUCGCAAAUUCGUGGAACUCUAGUUGGGGAAACAAAGGAUUCUUCAAAAUACUGCGUGGAGAGGACCACUGUGAAAUAGAAUCUGCGGUUGUAGCUGGUGAACCAUUAUUCGCAUAAGUCUAUUAAUUGGUACGGUUUACGUAUUAACACAAAUUAUUCGCGAAGACUUGAGAUGUUGAAUUCUUCAAAACAAUAUUGUAAUCCCUAUGUGGUUUUUAAUGAAUUGGUUGAAUGUUUCGGCUUUUAAAUAAGAAUUUAUGUAUAUUACAAUAAUGUUGUAGAGACACCCACACAUAUACACCCAUGUAAUUGAGAUCAGCAGAUGCAGAUCUACAAACAGUACCAUACUUGGUUGAUUUUCAAAUACAAAUGGCAAAUCAUUAAUAAAGACCAAAAAGAGAAAGGGACCCAAUAUAGAACUAUCUUCUAAGUAAAAUUUUAACAGACGGAGCGAAGUAUUUCUAAUCCCAAAGUGAUCUAAUUUGAGGAAAAGUGUCUCGUGGUCAACGUAAUUGAAGGCUUUUGAGAGAUCACUCACGUACGAGUAUACACCUCUGUAAAUACAUGUACAAUGUACAUGGCUGUGCGUUCAAUAUUAUAUCAUAUUCCCAUUCCCUCCUUAAAUAAAAACUGAGACCAGUCUUCGUGUAAUAGUGAACCGGGCCGAAAGUUUUAUGUAAUCCGAUUUUUAUGUAAUAAUUUCUGUUUUCAUUGCUGUCUUCUAUUGUGUCCUUGUGUGAACAAUACAAUUUAUUACUUGGAAA
Molecule: messenger RNA, 1703 nt
Organism: Spodoptera frugiperda (fall armyworm)
Lineage: Eukaryota; Metazoa; Arthropoda; Insecta; Lepidoptera; Noctuidae
Product: cathepsin B-like
Exons: 1
Coding region: 40-1056 (338 amino acids)
Biological process (GO): regulation of catalytic activity
Cellular component (GO): lysosome
Molecular function (GO): cysteine-type endopeptidase activity
Source: RefSeq, a predicted model, not a curated record